GACUUAGUAUCCGCUGCUGGGGAAGGCGGGACGCACCCCCCUGUUCCCCCGCCCUUCCCCGCCCCUCUGCUUCCUCUUGGCUCGGGUGUGGGAGCCUCUUUGCCCGCUGAGGUGCUGGAGCAGCCGGGCAGCGACUGCGACAAUGGCAGGGAAAGAGUUGGAGCGGUGCCAGCAGCAGGCGGACGAGGUGAAGGAAAUCAUGCUCAAGAACUUUGACAAGGUCCUGGAGCGCGAUGGGAAACUGGCAGACCUGGAGCAGCGUUCAGACCAACUCCUGGACAUGAGCUCAGCUUUCAGCAAGACAACCAAGACCCUGGCCCAGAAGAAGCGCUGGGAGAACACACGUUGGCGUAUCUACCUGGGACUGGUGGUGGGUGGUGGCCUGCUCAUCAUCCUGAUUGCAUUGCUGGUCAUCUUUCUCCCACAGACAAGUGAGGGCAGCAGUGCCCCACAGGCCCAGGAUGCAGGUGCUGCCUCGGGGCCUGGGGACUGACCCAGCUGGGCCUGGAGGAGAGGCCAAACGGCCUCAGUGACUGGUUCUGGAUUCCAAAGAACCUUGGCAUUUGCUCCCACCUGAGCCACCGCAGUUAGCGCCCAAGGGCAACUCCAAAGUGUGCACCUUUGCAUCUCCUAUCACGCCACACACUGGCCCUUGAGGGCAGCCUGCUGCACUGGCCAUGCCAGGCUUGCCCCACUUGGAGCUCAGUAAACACUGCUGCUUGGUUAAAA
This is a messenger RNA of Phyllostomus hastatus (greater spear-nosed bat), 729 nucleotides long. RefSeq names its product vesicle associated membrane protein 5 (gene VAMP5). The record is from RefSeq and is a predicted model, not a curated record. Gene Ontology annotation, biological process: Golgi to plasma membrane protein transport. Gene Ontology annotation, cellular component: plasma membrane. The coding region runs from base 143 to 493 and encodes 116 amino acids. The transcript is spliced from 3 exons. Lineage: Eukaryota; Metazoa; Chordata; Mammalia; Chiroptera; Phyllostomidae.